CCCGCCUCUUGAAUCUGAUUGGCUGUCGGCUCAAAGCGCAGUCACGUGACCGACCGCCCAACGAAACAGAAGCCGGAAGAACACAAACAGAUCCAAGAUGGCGGCGGCCCUCCUGUGUUUCCUCCUGGCUGGUCCGGUGCUGCUGGCUGCUGGCAGCCCAGUUCAUAUCUCCAACAAUGGGACCGUACCACUGGUGCUGUGGCAUGGGAUGGGCGACAGCUGUUGUAACCCGCUCAGCAUGGGGUCCAUAAAGAAGAUGAUCGAGGAGGAGAUCUCUGGCGUGUACGUGCUCUCGCUGAUGAUCGGGAAGAAUGUCGCCCAGGACAUGGAGAAUAGCUUCUUCAUGGACGUGAAUGAGCAGGUGUCCGCGGUGUGCAGCCAGCUGGCCCGGGACCCCGAGUUGAAGGCCGGGUACCACGCCAUGGGCUUCUCCCAGGGCGCGCAGUUCCUGAGAGCCGUGGCUCAGCGCUGUCCCUCUCCACCAAUGAAAAACCUGAUCUCCGUCGGGGGCCAGCACCAAGGAGUGUACGGGCUGCCCAGGUGUCCCGGAGAGAGCUCCCGCAUCUGUGACGCAAUACGCAAAGCUCUGAACAGCGGCGCCUACACCGACAUAGUUCAGAAACACUUGGUGCAGGCCCAGUACUGGCACGACCCCUUAAACGACGACCUGUACAAGAAGCACAGCCUCUUCCUGGCCGACAUCAACCAGGAGAGGGUCGUAAAUGAGACGUACAGGAAGAAUCUUCAGCUGCUGGAAAAGUUUGUCAUGGUCAAGUUCCUGCAGGACACGGUCGUGGAUCCCGUUGAUACAGAGUGGUUCGGCUUCCUGAAACGCGGCCAGGCCAAAGAGACUGAAACGCUCCAGGAGAGCGCGCUCUACAAAGAGGACCGCCUCGGCCUGGCAGAGAUGGACUUGGACGGAAAGCUGGAGUUCCUGUCAAGCGAAGGAGACCACCUGCAGUUCACCAGAGAGUGGUUCAACGCCAACCUGCUGCCUUAUCUGCACUAACACUCAAAGGAAAAAGACUUAAACCAUUUGGCUUCAGGUGCAACACAAUGUCAAGAAUAGAAAAGCUCAAUAACCUGCACAGGGCUGCAGAAAGCACAUUUAUUCCUUUUGCACUGAUCACUAGGUCCAUACUUUGAAUUAUUCAUGCUGUCAUACUUAUUUCAUCUUUUGUUCUGUCCAUCCUGGAGAGGGAUCCUCCUCUGUUGCGCUCCUUACGGUUUCUUCACUUUUUCCCCCUUCUAUUUCUAAGGGAGCUUUUCCUGAUCUGAGGUCAAAGGUCAGGGAUGUUGUAUGUGGAGACUGUAAAGCCCUCUGAGGCCAAUUUGUGAUAUUGGGCUAUAAAAAAUAAACUGAAUUGAAUCACU
This is a messenger RNA of Pseudoliparis swirei, 1374 nucleotides long. RefSeq names its product palmitoyl-protein thioesterase 1 (ceroid-lipofuscinosis, neuronal 1, infantile) (gene ppt1). NCBI's taxonomy places the organism in Eukaryota, Metazoa, Chordata, Actinopteri, Perciformes, Liparidae. Bases 98 to 1009 code for a protein of 303 amino acids. Gene Ontology annotation, molecular function: palmitoyl-(protein) hydrolase activity. Gene Ontology annotation, biological process: protein depalmitoylation; receptor-mediated endocytosis. Gene Ontology annotation, cellular component: lysosome. The transcript is spliced from 10 exons. The record is from RefSeq and is a predicted model, not a curated record.